CUCUAAAAUUCCCACAUUUUCUCUCUCUAGACUUCGUAGCUCUAGGUUUUUGGUUUGAUUCAAUCUUUGGAUGAUUUUGAGUUCUGGAUUUGGGUACACAGCCACAAUUUUGAAAUUUUCUCAUCAGAUCUCCAAACCCUUUCAGGGAAAUAAGGCGUUUUUAAAGCAUGGAUCUUCCUGCAAUUGACGUGGGAGUAAUACCGGAGAAGUUUGAAGAUGUAAAAGUAGAAGGUCCUUCUUUCCCUUGUGAUUUUUUUGGCACAGAAAUAGUUCACAAGAUAGCACAAGCGCUCCUCCCUGGAUUAGCCUCAGCCUGUGUUGACAACACAACAGGUGAUCUCUUCAGGAGCCCUGCUUCUGUGGCUGUUGAUAUCAGAAAAGAAAUGGUGGAAUAUCUGACCCAGAGAAGUGAAUCUUUUGUUGCAGAAUCGGUAAUUCUGGAAGAUGGUCCCGAUACAGAAGUAUCUGACCAUCCUUUCGAUAUUAUUUCUGAUUUUGUUGAUGAUUUUGCAAGUUCGAAAAGGAAUUUGUUCAGCCGGGUUUCUGGGUGGCUACUGAGUGAAAGGAGAGAGGACAAGAUAGAUGAUUUUGUGCAAGAGAUGGAAAUUAAUAGUUUUUGGUUGCUAGACAGGAGGGCAGCCAUUGCACAGACUUUGCUUAAGAAUGCCGACUUCAAGAACACGUUUCACUGCAAUAUGAACUUCAGUUCUGCCGAAGAACUUGAUGAGCAUCGCUCAAAUUGCAGUUUUAGGUCUAUGAACUGCAUGAACGAGGGGUGCAACAGCAGCUUUUGUGCAGCACACAUGGAGAAGCACGAUUCAGUUUGUCCCUUCAAGAUAAUUCCAUGUGAGCAGCAGUGCUCAGAGAACCUCAUGCGACGUGAGAUGGACAGGCAUUGCAUAACUGUUUGUCCAAUGAAGCUUGUGAACUGCCCUUUCUAUUCUAUUGGUUGCCAAUCCACUGUCCAUCACUGUAUGGUUGAGCAACAUCAAUCGGAUAAUCUCGAUUCUCACUUCUUGUGUGUUCUCCAAGUUACUCACAAGGAUGUGUCUGUGGAGGAUCUCAAACAACGGGUGGAGCAACUAAAAGAGUUGUUGUCUCCCAGUGAGCUAGCAGAAGCUAAAAAUGUCAGAUCUUUAACAUCUGCAGUCAAGAAUCUUGAAUCGAAGCUUGGGCCAUUAGAAGUAACUGUCCCCAAAACAGUGAGCGAGGAGAACACAGAAACUUCAGAUUCAGUAGCACAAAUUCCAGUUGAAGCCGAAAGCUGAAAUUCCUGCCCACCAAUUAUGCAUGCAUUUUAAGAAAACUAGAUUCAUUAAAAGAGAAGCAAAAGUAUAGAUAGGAAAUGUUGGAGUUUUCCUUUUUUAUUCCAUUCAAAUUUCAUGCAUGUGUUUGACAGCUAUAGUAUGCAUCUUACUCACAUGUUUAUGAUCAUAUUGAUUUUUUUAUUCUUCACAGAAGAGACUGUAUCGUUAUGAACAUUCUUCUGUGCUGUCUACUGAUCAUUAAGAGAAUCCUAUAUACCAAUUUGUCAUUCAAAA
This is a messenger RNA of Vitis riparia (riverbank grape), 1541 nucleotides long. RefSeq names its product TNF receptor-associated factor family protein DDB_G0290931. Gene Ontology annotation, molecular function: zinc ion binding. The transcript has 3 exons. NCBI's taxonomy places the organism in Eukaryota, Viridiplantae, Streptophyta, Magnoliopsida, Vitales, Vitaceae. The coding region runs from base 168 to 1268 and encodes 366 amino acids. The record is from RefSeq and is a predicted model, not a curated record.